CAGAGACUAUCUGGGGAUAACAUGGCCACCUCCACCACCCAGGCACAGGAACUCAUAACCUGUGACCUUUGUGUCAAACCUGUCCAGCAAUUCUGUAACAGCUGCCAAGUCAGUCUGUGUGAAGACUGCAUCAAUAAACAUGUCAACAGCCUCAAGUCCAUGAAGCAUGACAUUGUUCCUUUCACAAAGCGUACAGUACAGCUUGUGUUCCCUCAGUGUACAUCUCAUUCCCACCAGAGAUGUGAGGCCCACUGUCAACAGUGUGAUGUCCCAGUCUGCAUCAAAUGUCUCACAGGUCAACAUAAAGGUCACAUGUCUGAAGACAUGGCAGAUAUAAUUACCAAAAUGAGAGAAAAAAUUAAAAGAGAAACAGAAGAAAUUGAAGGCAUUAUUCCCAACAACAGAGAAAAAGAUACAGAUGCUGAAAAUGAAAUUUCAUGUUCCACAGCCCACUUUGUACAACUGGAGAUACAAGCUAAAAAUCAAAGGAAACAAUGGCACCUAGAGGUGGACACCAUCUUUAACAAAAUUGAAUCCCUGAUCCUUUCAAUAAGAGAUCAACAUAUUACAACUCUAAAAUCAUGCCAGUCCAAAAUCAGACGUCAGAAUUCCAGUAUGAUCCAAACUGUUAAGGAAAACAAAGAAAUCCUGAAAUCCAACAAAGUGUCUGAUGUCAACAACUACAAAUCCAAACUAAAGGAAUACGAAAACAUUCCACAAAUACCUGAUUUAUCAUUGCCCUCUCUUCAAACAAACACAGUCCAAGGGAGAGAACUCAGCAUUGAAUUAGGAGAAUACAAGGCUACAUUGACACAGACAUCACUAUCCAGUCUGACAGAUGAAGUCUCCUUCUUAUAUGUUAAAAAAUUAUUAGAAGAAGCCAAAUUGAUUGCAAACAUUCCAACAAAUGUUAAAAAGUUAAAUAAAGUGGCCUGUGUAGGAUCAGAUAAAGCUUGGGUUAGUGGUAGAGACAAAAGGAUAACCCAUGUGGACAUACAUGGAGCUGUACAAGACAUUGUCACCAGUACAUGUAAGGACUUCCCUAAUGACAUUACAGUGAACAGACAGAAAGAACUGAUAUACAGUGAUGGUCCCAAUAGAACCGUGAACAUUGUCAGAGAUGGGAAGACAGAGACACUGGUCACCAUACCAAGGGGCUGGUAUCCACGAGGAGUGUGUUGUACCAGGACAGGGGACAUCCUAGUUAGUAUAUGUACUACUGAUCAUAAAAAUAAAAUAGUCCAAUAUCAGGGACAAAGAGUGACACAGGAAAUAGAUAAAGAUGAACAAGGUGAUCCAAUCUAUCAAAGAGGAGAAUAUGGAAUGUUUGUGGUGGAGAACAACAAUGGAGACAUAGUGGUCUCUGAUAUCAAUGCUAAAGCAGUGGUAGUGGUGGACAGGACAGGAAAAGUCAGAUUCAGAUACAACAAACCUCCAGGGGGGAAGAAAUCAUUCUGUCCUUGUCAAAUAGUGACAGACUCCAUGGGUCACAUCAUUGUGGCUGAUGAAUUCAAUGACUGUCUACACAUCAUAGAUCAGAAUGGACAACUACUUAGGUGUGUGGAUAAUUGUGGACUAGAGCGUCCUACUGGACUGAGUGUGGACAGUGAGGGCAGGCUGUGGGUUGGGUUAAUCAAUUCAGGGAAAAUGAAAGUCAUCCAAUUCGUGAAAUAG
This is a messenger RNA of Saccostrea echinata, 1674 nucleotides long. RefSeq lists its product as uncharacterized. Gene Ontology annotation, biological process: positive regulation of DNA-templated transcription. The record is from RefSeq and is a predicted model, not a curated record. The transcript is spliced from 2 exons. Gene Ontology annotation, molecular function: ubiquitin-protein transferase activity; zinc ion binding. Gene Ontology annotation, cellular component: chromatin; nucleoplasm. Lineage: Eukaryota; Metazoa; Mollusca; Bivalvia; Ostreida; Ostreidae. Bases 22 to 1674 code for a protein of 550 amino acids.